CCUUUCUUUUCAAAUCCUUCUCACUAAAUAAAUAAUAUGGCUCCUAUUUCCAUUGUCUCUCUUUCAUCAGUACUGUUCUUGCUCUUUCUCUCCUUCAAUGGCAGCCAUGGACAGUGGGAAAACGCCCAUGCAACCUUCUAUGGCGGUGGUGAUGCUUCUGGCACAAUGGGAGGAGCUUGUGGAUAUGGAAACCUCUACAGUCAGGGGUACGGCACGGCCACGGCGGCCCUGAGCACAGCUUUGUUUAACAAUGGACUAAGCUGCGGUUCUUGUUACCAGAUCCGCUGUAACGACGACCCUAGAUGGUGUCUACCGGGAACCAUUACGGUCACCGCUACCAACUUCUGCCCACCAAACCCAUCUCAGUCAAAUGAUAAUGGAGGCUGGUGCAACCCUCCUCUCCAGCAUUUUGACCUAGCUGAACCAGCUUUCCUUCAAAUUGCUCAAUACAGAGCCGGGAUUGUCCCCGUCUCUUUCCAGAGGGUGUCUUGUGUGAAGAAAGGAGGAAUAAGGUUCACAAUCAAUGGACAUUCAUACUUUAACUUGGUUCUGAUCACCAACGUUGGCGGCGCCGGCGACGUCCGUUCUGUUUCCAUUAAGGGAUCCAACUCCGGUUGGCAACCCAUGUCCAGGAAUUGGGGGCAGAACUGGCAGAGUAACUCAUACCUUAACGGUCAGACCCUUUCGUUUCAGGUUACCACCAGUGACGGAAAAAUGCUCACCAGCAAUAACGUGGCGUCUUCUAAUUGGCAGUUUGGACAAACUUACGAAGGAGGCCAAUUCUAGGGUCUUGUUUGUUUGGGGGAGAGAAGGAAUGAAGGAUAGAGAGAGAGAGAUAGUGAGUUGAUCUUAUAAUUCACUAUUUUGCUGUGGUGGUUAGAAAAAUUAACACCCGCUUAGGCGUAGUAGUUUAUACGUGUUUGGUUUCAUUUUUAGUUUGGUCUCAAGUCAUACACUAUUUACUAAGUAGACUUGUGAUUUUCUAUUGUACUAUUUACACAUCUAUAGUCAAAUGUCAUAUGCCCUAUUGACUUGACAGAUGUUCAAAGCAGCUUUGAAAUGUAUGUAUUUCUAUUAUAUUA
Messenger RNA from Impatiens glandulifera, 1082 nucleotides. Its product is annotated as expansin-A8. The transcript has 3 exons. Gene Ontology annotation, cellular component: extracellular region. Gene Ontology annotation, biological process: plant-type cell wall organization. NCBI's taxonomy places the organism in Eukaryota, Viridiplantae, Streptophyta, Magnoliopsida, Ericales, Balsaminaceae. Bases 37 to 786 code for a protein of 249 amino acids. The record is from RefSeq and is a predicted model, not a curated record.